Varanus komodoensis (Komodo dragon) is the source of this 2586-nucleotide messenger RNA. RefSeq names its product growth arrest specific 6 (gene GAS6). Gene Ontology annotation, molecular function: calcium ion binding. The transcript is spliced from 14 exons. The record is from RefSeq and is a predicted model, not a curated record. NCBI's taxonomy places the organism in Eukaryota, Metazoa, Chordata, Lepidosauria, Squamata, Varanidae. Gene Ontology annotation, cellular component: extracellular region. Bases 16 to 2133 code for a protein of 705 amino acids.
UGUAUAGGGGAGUUCAUGACAGCGCCUCCGCUCUGGAUAUCACGGCGCGGGUUCGGCUUCGCUGACAAGGUUCGCGGCAGGGUGACUUCUCCCCUUCCUCUUUGUUCCCGUGUCGAGCGGAGGGGCUUCAGCAUUAAUCCCCUCCUUCCUCUCCUGCGCCCCGCUUCAUUUGGGGCCCCAGCUAUGCUAUUGUACAGAACCCGGGACGAGGCUUCCCAGUUCCUUCGGCAGCGGCACCGCCGAGCCUACCAGAUCUUCGAAGAGACCAAGCAAGGCCAUCUGGAGCGGGAAUGCGUGGAGGAAUUCUGCAACAAGGAAGAAGCCCGGGAGGUGUUUGAGAACGACCCUGAGACGGACUAUUUUUACCCGAAAUACUUGGCAUGUAUUCACAAGUAUGGGUCACCAUAUAUAAGAAGUCCAGAUUUCCAUACAUGCGUGCAUAACUUGCCAGAUCAGUGUUCUCCUAACCCAUGUUAUAAGGAUGGUACUAAAGUAUGUGAAGACUUGAAAGGUAGCUAUUUUUGCCAUUGCAGAAAAGGCUGGCAAGGAGAAAGAUGUGAGAACGAUAUUAAUGAAUGUGCUGAUCAGAAUGGUGGCUGUAAACAGGCAUGUUACAACAAGCUGGGCAGCUAUCAUUGUGCUUGUUAUAGUGGCUACGCUCUUAUGGAUGACAAUAAAACAUGUGAAGAUAUAGAUGAAUGUGCAGUAUCAGCAGGGAUCUGUGGAGAAGCUCGGUGUAAAAAUUUGAUAAGUUCUUACAUGUGUGUUUGUGAAGAUGGUUACAUAUACAAUGAUGUAAAAAAGGUUUGCCAAGAUGUGGAUGAAUGCGAACAGAACUUCUGUGAGCAAACGUGUGUCAAUUCACCGGGAAGUUACACCUGCCACUGCAAUGGAAGAGGUGGAGUUAAGCUCUCCAGUGACAUGAACACCUGUGAGGAUAUUUUGCCAUGUGUAUCUUUUGCUACUGCAAAAAGUGUUAAAUCCCUCUAUCUUGGAAGAAUGUUUAGUGGUACACCAGUCAUCAAACUGCGUUUUAAAAGAAAACAGCCUGCACGUCUUGUGGCUGAAUUCGACUUUAGAACCUUUGACCCUGAAGGUAUUCUUUUCUUUGCUGGAGGCCAUCGAGACAGUACAUGGAUAGUAUUGGGUUUGCGGAAUGGACGGUUAGAACUGCAGCUGAAGUACAAUGGAAUCGGCCGUGUGACCAGCAGUGGACCAAUGAUCAACCAUGGAAUGUGGCAGACAAUAUCUGUUGAAGAACUGGAAAGAAGUUUGGUUAUAAAAGUCAAUAAGGAUGCUGUUAUGAAGAUAGCAAUCUCCGGGGACCUGUUUACUCUGAGCAGAGGUCUCUAUCAGCUUAACCUAACAGUGGGAGGUGUUCCUUUUAAGACCAAAGAUCUUGUCCAGCCCAUUAACCCUCGCCUGGAUGGCUGCAUGAGGGGCUGGAAUUGGCUGAAUGGUGAAGAUAUGACUAUUCAAGAGACAGUGAGACUGAAUGACAAAAUGCAGUGCUUUGCAGUUGCAGGAAGAGGCUCUUUCUACCCAGGCAAUGGUUUUGCAGUGUUUAAUCUUAGUUACGCCCACCCGCUUGACAGCAAUGAGACCAAGAAGCAAUGGGAAAUAAAAUUAAAUAUUCUAAUUCGGCCGGCCACAGAUACCGGGGUGCUAUUUGCCUUUGUCAGUAGUGAAGCAACAGUCCCUUUGUCAGUGGCUCUGAUAGACUUUCAUUCCACAAAGAGGCUAAAACAACAGUUUGUCGUCUUGGCAGUGAAGAACACUGUGGUGUCCAGACUGGCAGUAAGCAUUUGUGAUGAACAGGAACACUUGGUUGAUAUCGCCAUCAGCAAGGGCCAGAUAUUGUUGACUGUUGAUGGGACAGCAGGACAGAAUGAACUAAACCAUUCAGAGCUAGAAGACAACUUGUCUGUCUUGGAUGAUUACCUUCAGUCAUCUGUAAAGACCUAUGUAGGAGGAUUGCCAGAUGUUCCUGUCACUUCAACUCCAGUCACCGCUUUCUACCAUGGCUGUAUGACAGUGAAAGUUAACAAGCAAACUCUGGAUCUAGACGAGGCGCUUUACAAGUCCAAUGACAUCACAUCUCAUUCUUGCCCUCCAGUAAAGACUGCUCAAUAGGUCCCUCUGCAACACACAAAGGCUUUAUAUUCAAAAAAAGUUCAUUUCAAUGCUUUCCUUUUUAUAUACAUAUAUAUAUAAAGAUAUAAAUUAUUCAGACUUCCAGCACUGCGUGUAUAGUUCUCUUGGACACUGAAGUUAUGUAGGAGCUACUGAAACUCAAAUGUCAGAUUAAUUAUUGAAAUAUUUUCUUGCUUGGAAGGGUUUAAAAUGUGUAAUAUAUUUGUAAAUAGUUAAGAAGACUAAUAUUGAUAACCCAAAUUUGCAAAUGCUUGCCUAAGGUGAGUGGCUAAGAGAGAUCAUACCUGUCAUGUGGCAACUGGUAAUAUAUUCUGAGUGGACUGGAAGAUUAAACAUAGUAAUGUAUUUUUUUAUUACCAAAUGCUGCUUCCUGACUUACAAAAUACGAAAGAAUAAAACAAAAAAAACUUUUUAAGGAGUUACCUGAAGUAA